CCCAGCUUGACGCAGCGGCGGCUGCGACUGAGCAGGCCACCACCAGGGCACCCGGGCCAGCCGCGCCAGCCAUCCCUCCGCCUCCUCCUUCAGCUGCUCGGCGCGCGUGGGAGUGAGUGCGUCGCGCGCCCGCCGAGGGUCUCAGGCUCUGGGCAUCCUCGGCAAGCGAGCCCGGGCAGAGGGAGGCGCACGAGCGCGCGCGACAGAAGGAGGCGGGGAAAGGAGGGGGCGAGGCGGAGGCGAGCGAACAGGAGGGAGGGACCCGCCCGCCGCGCCCCGGCCGCUGGGCAUGUGUGGCCGCAGGCGCCCGACGCUGCCGCUGUCCCGGGGCUGAGCCGCGCCCAGGUGUCCCGGACAGUGCGUGCGCGCGUGUGUGUCCGCGCAGGCGAGCACCGCGCCGGCCCUGAGCCUCGCGUUCGCUCCCCCCGGCCGCGGUGCAUGUUCGCCUCCUGUCACUGUGUGCCGAGAGGCAGGAGGACCAUGAAAAUGAUCCACUUUCGGAGCUCCAGCAUCAAAUCGCUCAGCCAGGAGAUGAAAUGCACCAUCCGGCUGCUGGACGACUCGGAGAUAUCUUGCCACAUCCAGAGGGAAACCAAAGGGCAGUUUCUCAUUGACCACAUCUGCAACUACUACAGCCUGCUGGAGAAGGACUACUUUGGCAUUCGCUAUGUGGACCCAGAGAAGCAAAGGCACUGGCUUGAACCUAACAAGUCCAUCUUCAAGCAAAUGAAAUCUCAUCCACCAUACACCAUGUGCUUUAGAGUGAAAUUCUACCCACAUGAACCCUUGAAGAUUAAAGAAGAGCUCACAAGGUACCUUUUGUACCUUCAGAUUAAAAGGGAUAUUUUUCAUGGCCGCCUGCUGUGCUCCUUUUCCGAUGCUGCCUACCUGGGUGCCUGUAUUGUUCAAGCUGAGCUUGGUGAUUACGAUCCUGAUGAGCAUCCUGAGAAUUACAUCAGUGAGUUUGAGAUUUUCCCCAAGCAGUCGCAGAAGCUGGAAAGAAAAAUAGUGGAAAUUCAUAAAAACGAACUCAGGGGGCAGAGCCCACCAGUUGCUGAAUUUAACUUGCUCCUGAAAGCUCACACUUUGGAAACCUACGGGGUGGAUCCUCACCCAUGCAAGGAUUCAACAGGCACAACAACAUUUUUAGGAUUCACAGCUGCAGGCUUUGUGGUAUUCCAGGGAAAUAAGAGAAUCCAUUUGAUAAAAUGGCCAGAUGUCUGCAAAUUGAAGUUUGAAGGGAAGACAUUUUAUGUGAUUGGCACCCAGAAGGAGAAAAAAGCCAUGUUGGCAUUCCAUACUUCAACACCAGCUGCCUGCAAACAUCUUUGGAAGUGUGGAGUGGAAAACCAGGCCUUUUAUAAGUAUGCAAAAUCCAGUCAGAUCAAGACUGUAUCAAGCAGCAAGAUAUUUUUUAAAGGAAGUAGAUUUCGAUAUAGUGGGAAAGUUGCCAAAGAGGUGGUGGAGGCCAGUUCCAAGAUCCAGAGGGAGCCUCCUGAGGUGCACAGAGCCAACAUUUCUCAGAGCCGCAGUUCCCACUCCUUGAACAAACAGCUCAUCAUUAACAUGGAGCCCCUGCAGCCCCUGCUUCCUUCCCCCAGCGAGCAAGAAGAAGAACUUCCUCUGGGUGAGGGUGUUCCAUUGCCUAAAGAGGACAACAUUUCUGCUCCCUUGAUCUCCAGUUCCCCAGUGAAGGCAGCCCGAGAGUAUGAAGAUCCCCCUAGUGAAGAGGAAGAUAAAAUAAAAGAAGAACCUUUAACCAUCUCUGAACUAGUGUACAACCCAAGUGCCAGCCUGCUCCCCACUCCUGUGGACGACGAUGAGAUUGACAUGCUCUUUGACUGUCCUUCCAGGCUUGAGUUGGAAAGAGAAGACACAGAUUCAUUUGAGGAUCUGGAAGCAGAUGAAAACGCCUUUUUGAUUGCUGAAGAAGAGGAGCUGAAGGAGGCUCGCCGUGCUUUGUCGUGGAGCUAUGACAUUCUGACUGGCCAUAUUCGGGUGAACCCACUGGUCAAGAGUUUUUCCAGGCUCCUUGUGGUGGGCCUGGGACUGCUGCUCUUUGUAUUUCCCCUGCUCCUCCUCCUUUUGGAGUCAGGUAUUGAUCUCUCCUUCUUAUGUGAAAUCCGCCAGACACCAGAGUUUGAGCAGUUUCACUAUGAAUACUACUGUCCCCUCAAGGAGUGGGUGGCUGGGAAAGUCCACCUCAUCCUCUACAUGCUGGGUUGCUCAUGAAGCUAAUCUCUCACAUGACUAAGGGCUAUAUUCAAUGCUAGUGAUUUUUUUUUUCAGCAAAUGCCUGGUUCUGAAGGGUCACGGGGCUGUCAACAGGUGUUCCUUACUCAUAAUUGAUUAUUCAAACCUUUAAGUUAGCUUUCCAUAAUUCACUGCACUUAAAUACAUUUAAAUCAAACACAGUUAUUUUAGUUACAGGUUAGGAAGAUGGUCUUUAAAUAACCAAAACUAUGUUUAUUUUUUAUUAUAUUGUAGACAUACCCUUUAUCUAUUAUAUCAUAAUACAUGAUACAUUGGACUGAAUUAGAUUUUCCAGUUUCUAAUAGUUGGCACCGUUAUAAGCUAUAAGGUUCAGAAUCAGAAUUUUAGUGAAAACCCAAGAGAAAGUUGUUGAAUAUAAUCCUUAGUGAAAACAGUGUCCUCUAACCAAUGCCUAUACAACUAAAUUUAUGCUGGGUUUUUGGUUUUGUUUUUUUAAAAAUAUUUUUAUGUGUUCAAACUAUUUUGGUAAAUUUUUAGCAAAAAAAAAAAAAAAAAAAGAAGCCUCCUGGAGUUAUUUACAUGUACAGAUUGUAAGACUAAUGCACAAAUGGUAUAUCAGAAAUUUUUUAAUGUUUUGGCGCUACUUUGUUUUUAAAAAUAUUUUUGGCUGAACAAUACCAUAAUUUGUUAUGAUCUGCAUAUGAGAUAGAAAAUGGGUAGAAAGACACUAUAGUAAGUGAGCUGCUAAAACAGAGGAUGGAACUGGAGGAUGUAGAAACUGAGAGCAUCAAGUGGACACAGGGUGGUCCAUUUUUCAAAGUAUUUGGACAAGAGGACUUGUUAUUUUCAUUUGUAUUCUGUCUGUACAUUUUGGCCGAAGAAGCAGAUGUUUUAAAAAGAAAGUGAGAGUUUAAAGGAGAGAAGGUAAAAGAUGUGCUAGUCAGUUGCAUGUCAGUGUACAUUAACCCAAGAGUGAAGGCAAUUAGUAACUGGAGAAAAGGAAAGUGGCAAAAAUGAGUUCUGGUGAGGCUGGCAGGCAAAUGGUGGCAGGCGAGUGGUCUAUUUUAUGAAAGUGAUGGUGAUGCCAGCGUUCGAUGAUGUGAAGAGCAGUUCACUCGCUGUCCGAGUUAACAUGAACAUGUUUAAGUGGAUCUAAAUAAAAGUGGAGAAACUUUAAGGUAAAUAUUUUGAUCCCUCAUGCCAUUUGUUGUGAUUCUGUAGAAGAAACUUCAAAAGUGUGUUUGUAUGUGAGUGUGCGUGUGUGUGUGUGUGCGUGUGUGUGUUUGUGAGAGAUUGAAUUUUUGUGUGAGAAUGAAUGGCUUUUUGAUACAUGUCCUUGAUCAUCCUUUGUGGUGGUCAUUAUACUCCUUUCCUUUCCCACUUGUUUUAAAAUCUGACUUCCACAGAGAAACUGGAGAGGCCUCAUGAGAUGACAUACCAAUUCAGCCUGGGUAAAGUAGUGACAUGACCCUAACCAGACUGUAGAGGGGACCAAUGCUCUAGUACCUUCCUUGAUACCAUUAAAUCUAUGAUGGAAAGGAUUUAAUCCAACGAUUUAAUGGUAUCAAGGAAGGUACUAGAGCAUUGUACCAUCAGCAAGGCACUGAUGCCUUCCCAUGCAGACUACCUACUGAUACUGUGUUAUGUUGGAGAAAGGUAAGAGUCUAGAGCUUAUGCCAUGGAGUAUAGAGCUUCUCUGUGGAUUGAAAACAUUCCACUGCCUUAAUGUACAAAGAUACAGGGCCCACUUGUAAUCACUCUCUCUAACUAAUGACACUCCAACCCUAUCAUUAGCAUGAUUUCUAAAUUGGGCAUUCCAUUUCUACUCCCUCAGUGGAGCUCUGAGGGCUUCACUGGACAUUUAAUUUUGGAAAUAAGUUUUGGAACUGAGUUCGUGAAGCCUGCAGUUGAGCAAAUGACAAUAUAUAUUUUCCGUUAAGUUUGAAGGGUUUCCUUUCCUAUAUGCGUUCAGUGAUUUAUUUUGCUUUUUAAUAAAGAUUGUUUAGUACCUGAAAUUUGAUACUGAUUUAGAAAUAUAUUUUCUGUGAUUGGAAUCCUCAACAGUUUAUUUUGGAAGCUUGCAGAUGGCUAGCUUUGAAAUUGAAAUUUGUGUUUUUCUCCUUCUUUUCUCAUACGAUUUCUAAGUCAUCCUUUCUGACAUCAGGCAACUUCAGUGUAGUCUGCACAAAACAAGUCCCCUUCUGAUCAUGCGUCAUAUAAUUUUCUCUAAAGUUCUGACUAUGACAAAUCAUCUGGCCCUCACUCUUUCAAAAUAAUGUUAUAUAAUAUUUUUUAAAUUAUGGAAAUAAUAUAUUUUCCAUUGUAAAAUACUUGAAAAAUAUGAUAGGAUAAAUAUCACAUGUAAUCCAACCAUGCAGAUUUAUACUAAGGAGUAAUAAAUAUAUUAUUUUAACAUCUCUUUUCUCUUAGGUGGAAACUUCAUUGUUGAAUAGAAAUGUUUUUAAGUGAAGAAGUUGACAGGAUAGGGUCUGCUGAAUUUAAACAGCCAUCAAAAGUUAAACCGGAAUCUUGAAAAGCCAUUUGCUCAGCAUAGAAUCAGAGCCUUUUAGAAACAUCCAUUUAAGUUUUGUUAGAAUAUAGUCACCAGUUGCCUGAAUCGAAUGAGGAAAAGACUGCUUCCAGAGAGGGACAGUAUAUUAUAGAGUGAGAUACAGAGUUUAAAGCAAGUGUGUGAGUAUAUGUAUAUUCCAUAUUAUCGGUAUAGGUGUGUUUGUAUGUCAAUCUGUGUAUAUGUGUGUCUUUGAAUGGACACACCAUAUAUGCCUUUCUUGCAUAAUUGUGCUUAUUUUGCCCUAAUUGAGGAAUUUGUAACAUAUUGGUUCUUUUCCCUGUCAGAUACUAUGGUGGGUAAAACCCACAGCCUGAAAGGGUUAAAUUUUCCACAAACGCCACUGUGUGUACAUUUGUGGAUAUAAAUAAAUAUAUAUAAUACACACACACUUAUAUGGCAAAUACAUAUACACACACAAUCUUGCCUUUAGUGCUAAUGCAAGUUGGAUCAUGAAAACAAUGUAGGUAAAGUGUGUAUUUGUCUGUGCUUGAAAAAUAUUGUAAAAUGUUAUGUAUUUGGAAUAUAUUUUGUGGUUUGUCUAAUAUUUAUAAACACAACUCGGGGUGAAUUCACAAUGAGUUUAUUUCAUUGAAAUACUAGAGAUAUGGGGGCCAUGUUACUGUGACUGGAGCCUUACCUUUGUAUGGUGAAAUUUGCAUUUCUAUGUCAACAUCCAGAUUGUUUUAUAUGUUAAUAUGGUGGCAGGAAUCCCUAAUAAAAAUACUCUGGGGUAAAA
Molecule: messenger RNA, 5522 nt
Organism: Rhinopithecus roxellana (golden snub-nosed monkey)
Lineage: Eukaryota; Metazoa; Chordata; Mammalia; Primates; Cercopithecidae
Gene: FRMD3
Product: FERM domain containing 3
Exons: 14
Coding region: 439-2232 (597 amino acids)
Cellular component (GO): cytoskeleton
Molecular function (GO): cytoskeletal protein binding
Source: RefSeq, a predicted model, not a curated record